AUGGAUGAUAUCGUAUGGAUUCGUGAAGAACCGCCAACUGAAGCUGAGAAAACGACAAACGGUGAUCUUGUCGUUAUUGAUACUUCCUCUUCGCAGAAUACCUUAAAUGGUCUUAGCGAUGGGUAUACUGUAGAUGAAGAAGGUUCUGUUGAAAUCCCUGUUGUUAUAGAGUACUCCUCGACCGAUGUUCCGUUCUACAAAAAAACUGAAGAAACACCCAGCCAAUCCCAAGAGGCUGAUGUACCUGUACAACUUUAUGAUCCAACCAGCACAACUGUUCCAGCUUUGGUAGAUUUGGAAGUUCCCGUGGAAGUCUACGAUCCCACAUCCACUACUGUACCUGCCUACGUACCAGUUGAUGUGGAAGUGUUCGAUCAGACUUCCACUGAGAUUCCUGUAAUUAUCGACCAUACCACUCCGGGAAUAAAGGACGAGACAGCAAAACCUUCGGAAUCAGCACAACCUUCGGAACCAGCACAACCUUCGGAACCGGCAAAACCUCCGGAACCAGCAAAAUCUACGGAAGCAGCAGAAACUGCGGAACCAGCAAAACCUACGGAACCACCAAAACCUGCGGAACCCUCAAAACCUGGAGAAUCAGCAAAGCCACCUUCAGAGGCGGUUCAAAAUGAAGUGAAGGAGAAGCCCAAGGAAGAGGAUGGAUUUGACAUUAGUGAGUUUAAAGAUUAUUCAUGA
This is a messenger RNA of Strongylus vulgaris, 696 nucleotides long. Lineage: Eukaryota; Metazoa; Nematoda; Chromadorea; Rhabditida; Strongylidae. The record is from the annotation of a GenBank genome assembly.